Molecule: messenger RNA, 189 nt
Organism: Dovyalis caffra
Lineage: Eukaryota; Viridiplantae; Streptophyta; Magnoliopsida; Malpighiales; Salicaceae
Source: the annotation of a GenBank genome assembly
GAAAUCGCCAGUGUGAAGAUAUUUGACUCAGUCAAAUAUCCCUCCUUGGCCAAAUGGAUGCAGAAUCUUGCUGAGUUACCAAUUAUCAAAGAAAACGCACGCCAACAUGACAUGUUGAUCCAAUAUUUUCGAGUUCUCCGCCAAUUUUUGUUAGCUUCAGCAGCUAAAAAUGAGAUCAUUUGUCCUUGA